Messenger RNA from Diospyros lotus (date-plum), 2528 nucleotides. RefSeq lists its product as uncharacterized. The transcript is spliced from 17 exons. NCBI's taxonomy places the organism in Eukaryota, Viridiplantae, Streptophyta, Magnoliopsida, Ericales, Ebenaceae. The coding region runs from base 557 to 2155 and encodes 532 amino acids. Gene Ontology annotation, molecular function: FMN adenylyltransferase activity. Gene Ontology annotation, biological process: FAD biosynthetic process. The record is from RefSeq and is a predicted model, not a curated record.
CUGUGAAAGAGAUGAGAUUCUCGCAAUGUCCAUCAAAUCAAACGUAGAUGAAUUAAAAUUCGAUAAAUUUGUGUUCUUUAAUGCUAAAGUAAAUUUGAUUCGUCUUCCCUUUUGGGUUAACGUAUUUUUGUUAGAAUUAAGGUUGGACCAAAAUGUUGAUUUGAAUUUCUGAAAGGCAAACUGGAAUCUGUGGUAUAAAAGAGCAUGCAUUUUUGGGUGGAUAAGCAAUCUGUGGCAUAAAAGAGUAUAAAUUUUUGGCAUUUUGCACACAAAUAGGUAUGCUGCGACUUGAGAUUCAGAGGGAGUUUCUGAAAACGGAAAAUUAGGGAGAAAAAGAAAAAAAGAAAAAUCUUCCUAUAUUUGUGACUUGUGAGCCCUCUCGUCUAUUCGCUUCCAUUUUCCAUCCGUUCUACUAGAGCAGCUGGUGGUGGUGGGGUGGAUUUCUUCGUCUUCGAAUCCAUAUCCACCAAGAGCCGAAAGAUUUGUCUUUGAAUCUCUCUGUCUCUCGGGUCGAAAGAUUCAGUAACAGAUACAGAUAGUUUCGUCCGAUAUAGAUAUGGAGAUCGAUCAAGCAAUCAGAGAGAGUGACGAUCGAAGGCUGAAAACCAAGUACAACAACGCCAUCUACGUCAUUCAAAGAGCUCUCGCUCUGUAUUCUGUACGGGCAUUUUUGAAUCUAGUAGGGCUGCAUACAAUCGAGGAUAGUUCGGAAACUAAAAGCGUAGAGGAGGUCACAUUUAGCUUUAAUGGAGGAAAGGAUUCAACUGUUUUGUUACAUCUGCUUCGAGCUGGUUACUUUUUGCAUCAAGCAGAAUCAAACCGUACCAACAGGGAUCUCUCACAUCAUGAAUUCUCAUUUCCAAUGCGAACCAUCUAUUUUGAGAGCUCUUCUUCCUUUCCUGAAAUCAACUCGUUCACUUAUGAAACAGCCUCUACUUAUGGUUUGCAAUUGGAUGUCAUUCGCCUAGAUUUCAAGUCUGGCUUGGAGGCUCUCCUUAAGGAUAAACCCAUCAAAGCUAUUUUUUUGGGUGUCCGCAUUGGUGAUCCUACUGCGGUAGGCCAAGAACAAUUCUCCCCUAGUUCACCUGGAUGGCCACCUUUCAUGAGAGUGAAUCCAAUCUUAGAUUGGUCAUACAGAGAUGUGUGGGCUUUCCUUUUAACGUGUAAGGUGCGGUACUGCAGCCUCUAUGAUCAUGGUUAUACUUCAAUUGGGAGCAUACAUGACACAGUUCCAAAUGCAUUAUUGUGCAUCAACUCUGACAAUAGCAAAGAAAAAUUUCGACCUGCAUAUUUGCUUCCGGAUGGAAGACUUGAGAGGGCAGGGAGAGUAAAAAAGUAUUCUCCAAUUUCUGGACAGUUUCCUCAUGUUUGCAAUGGCCUGAAAAGUGGGGAUGUGCACCAGAGUGGCAUGCUGAUGGCCUCGGUCAUUGCUGUUGGAGAUGAGCUUCUAUCUGGCACCAUUGAGGAUCAACUGGGACCUUCCUUGUGUAGAAAGCUCCGUUCUAUUGGCUGGGCAGUGUCACGAAUUGCUGUGGUCCGAAAUGACGUAGAUUCUGUAGCUGAAGAAGUUGAACAGCAGAAGUUUGCAAAUGAUCUGGUAUUUAUAUAUGGAGGGGUUGGUCCAUUGCAUUCAGAUGUGACUCUUGCAGGAGUUGCAAAAGCAUUUGCAGUUCGAACGGCUCCUGAUGAGGAAUUUGAAGAAUAUCUCAGGCAUCUAAUUGGUGAGAAAUGCACUGGGGAUAGGAAUGAGAUGGCUCAGUUGCCUGAGGGUAUCACCGAAUUACUGCAUCAUGAAAAACUGCCUGUGCCUUUGAUAAAGUGUCUAAAUGUAAUCAUUCUUUCUGCAACAAACACUGCUGAGCUGGACAGGGAGUGGUAUUGUCUGACUGAACUAAUGAGAUCAAGUAGCCUGCUAGUACUGGGGGAACCGUAUGUAUCAAAGUGCCUCCAAACAACUCUGUCAGAUGUAGAAACUGCUCAACCCAUAUCGAAACUUCAUCUCGAAUUCCCAGAUAUCCAUAUGCGAUGUCAUCGCGAAUCUAGAAAUGGUCCCCUUUUCAUUUGUUUUGAAGGAAAGGAUCAAGCAAGAUUAGAAGCAGCAGCAGCAGCACUAUGCAAGAAAUUUUCUCCUGGGGCAUUCCAGGAAACUGAAUGACUUUGAUGAGCGGCUUCUGUGAAGCGUAGCCUGCUCUGACAUUCAACGGGGUUUCCCGCUGGGCGCAUGACUCCGGUUGUAUUGUAGAAGCUGCCUAGCUAUCCUGGGUUUCGGAUUCAGGGAGAACAGAGCUGGAAACUGCAACCUGAAAGCAUAACAGAAAAGGGCUUAAGAAAAUUACUAUAGCUAAAUUUGUAACCAUCUCAUUACUUUUGGAAGCACCAUUUUUAGCAUUCUUGUUAAGCUGGACGAGCAAGCUCACCAACAAUGUAAGUUGUUCUUGGAGAACGAAACUCCCAUCAGUUCCUUUGGCACUCACGCAGCCACAUUCUUCUUCCCAUGGCAGGGACUGUUUUAUACUUGUACUUGAUGA